Siniperca chuatsi (mandarin fish) is the source of this 3454-nucleotide messenger RNA. Its product is annotated as excitatory amino acid transporter 3-like. Gene Ontology annotation, biological process: L-glutamate transmembrane transport. The record is from RefSeq and is a predicted model, not a curated record. The transcript has 18 exons. The coding region runs from base 628 to 2385 and encodes 585 amino acids. Gene Ontology annotation, molecular function: L-cysteine transmembrane transporter activity; L-glutamate transmembrane transporter activity; glutamate:sodium symporter activity. Gene Ontology annotation, cellular component: plasma membrane. Lineage: Eukaryota; Metazoa; Chordata; Actinopteri; Centrarchiformes; Sinipercidae.
GUUAGCACCUGGAGCAAUUUCAAGUAGGUGUCCUUCAAGGUUACUAGUUACAAGUGGUACAUAAUCAUGCUGCUGCGACAGUUUCAACUAGAGAAAGGACAAGAGCACACACCAGUUGUGAAGUCUCUGCUUCGGCUUCCAAGACCUCAGAUCCAGAGACUUACUGCUCACAAUGACAACAUGUCAGACCAGCUGGGAACACGCCUUCUGCAUUUCUGGACUCAAAGUCUUUAAUGUAAUCCCUCUGGAUCUGAAGACAGAAACAUCAGUGGAGCACCCAUUUGCUGAUGUUUGCUGAUGUCAGUAUGCAUCUGCUGAGCUGCUGAAUAAUACUACUAAUAAGUAAGUGUUUCAAAAACUCCUGGAUAUAGCUAAAUAUCCUCACAAAUAUCCUCCCACAGCAGCCGUGGCCGGAAGUGCCACUGCUAGCUGCCGCUGCCACAUUGCGAGGGAACGCAAAAGCAGUCCUCAAAACAAUUCUCGCCAUGACCUUUAGGGGGCUCCGUAGUGCGGCCUAGCUGUAGUUAGAACGUUCAAAAUCGGUUUUGAACCAAAACACUAAAAGAGCAAAACAGAGACCGACCGAUGCUGCCGAGCUCUCUUCAUCUAUUCUGCUAACUAGUCUGCAUGGAAAUGGAGAAUAACGUUGCUGAGGAGGCUAACACUUCUAGCAUCAGAGGCUGCGGUAGCCGUUUGAAGAAAUGCUGGGACUACAUUCUGCUGAAUAAAUUUCUGGCUUCAAGUCUGACAGCUGUUGCCCUGGGUGUUGUCCUUGGUGUAAUUCUCAAGUCUUAUGUCCCUAUGUCCGAACACGACCAAAUCUACAUCGGCUUUCCGGGAGAAAUACUCAUGCGGAUGCUUCAGGUGGUUACCGUUCCUCUUAUUGUUACAAGUGUGAUAACAGGUGUUUCUGGUCUAAACGUUGAAACUUCCAGAAGAAUCGCUGUACGUGCAGCAGCAUACUUUGUCUCAACCACUCUUCUGUCUGUGGCUACAGGGUUAAUAUUGGUACUGUUGAUCAAGCCAGGAGUGUCUCAUACUGUUGAAAAGGAUGAGAUAGAAGAUGAGGAGUCCUUCUCGGCUGUCAAUGCCUUGUCGGAUCUAAUAAGGAACGUGGUCCCACAUAACCUGAUUGAGGCUUGCUUCCGACAAUACAAGACAGAGAGGGUGGAGCUUGAAAUUGAAGCAGAUGAGCACAAUUUUAGCCUGGAAACAAAUGCGACGGAAGUGCGACUGGUGGGCCAUCAUGUUGAAGGAGCCAACAUGUUAGGACUGAUUGUGUGGUCUUGUGUUUUUGGCGUAACCCUCAACAGAAUGGGAGAAAAGGGGAAAGUCCUUGUACAGGUCUUUACCGUCCUCAACGAGGCCACAAAAUGUGUGGUCAACAUGAUACUGGGCUACUUGCCAUUUGGAUUGCUGUUCAUAAUUGCAGGCCAUGUUGUUGAGGUUCACGACUGGGAAACUACCUUGAAACUCGGAAAGUUCAUGAUUGUCGUUGUUCUUGGGCUUAUAAUCCAUGGAACGAUAACUCUACCAGUGAUCUAUUUCCUGUGUGUGAGACGUAGCCCCUAUGCUGUUAUCAAGGGGAUUUCUCCUGCCUUACUGACUGCACUGGUCAUCUCGUCCAGCUCUGCCACACUGCCACUCACUUUCCAAUGUUGCGAGGAGCGACUCAAGAUCGACAAAAGAGUCACUCGUUUCAUGCUGCCCAUUGCGACCAACAUCAACAUGGACGGAACUGCCCUUUACGAAGUGAUCGCAGCAGUUUUCAUUGCCCAAUUUAACCACAUCAAUCUGGACAUGAGCCAGUUAAUUACCCUUACUGUGACAUCAGCAAUGUCCAGCAUAGGAACAGCAGGGAUCCCAGCCACAGGAGCAGUGACCACUCUCUUUGUUUUGACAGCGAUUGGUUUACCUGCGAAGGAAGCCUCCAUUCUUGUGGUUGUAGAAUGGAUCCUAGACCGCUGCAACACUGUUAUCAAUGUCCUGGGAGACUGCUUUGGCGUGUGUCUUGUUCACCAAAUGUCGAAAAAAGAACUGGAAGAAAUGGAGGAGCAAGGACAGGAAAUGACAGGGAUGCAUGACAGUGAUGCUGAGGGCCACACCCCAGACGAGAUCCAGGUCCACAUAAGCAGCCAGGACUCUCGUGAUGACACCCUCUACACCCCAGUAGAAAACCUAUCACGCCAAGACAGUGAUGCAGAGGAGAACGCUCAGGGCAAGGACCGGUCCAGCGAGGAGUCUGGUCUUGAGAUCCUGCACACCCCACCAGAAAAUCUGUCACCUCAGAACAGCGACGACGAUUUUGGCAUGGAGUGGAGGGGGCAAGGAGAACAUGAUUUACAUAUAAUCUGCAUACUAAGGAGAGAACAUCACUCUUCCUGAACUCUGGCCUCAGCACAAACAUACAGCAAUGGCUUCCACAGGUUCAGCAGGAACUCUUAAACAGCAAGUAAGUCUGCUUCUCUCUGCCACUGCUUUCUCACAUAGAACCGGGCUGGUUAAAGUGAACUUUUAACUGACGCUUGUCUAGUAGAGGUCCGCUGGAACAAGUGCUAACAUUAGCUGACAGCUAGCUUACUUCUAUGUGAACGAACAACGGCAGAGAGAAACAGACUUAAUUGUGGUUUGGGAGUUCCAGGUGAACUUGUGAAAGCCAUCGCCGUAGGUGUGCUGUCAAGCCAGCCACAUUUGGAUUUUGAUGUACGUCUAUUUCUGCAGUUACGGUACCAGUGCUUGCAGUGAUUUCUCACUUUGUAUACCAUAUUUUCUCAUUUGGGUAUUCAGUAAUAAUAAUGGACAGGGGUGUGGUUGCCACAAACGAAUAAAGGCCGCUCCCUAUUACAAGCCAGGGGAAAAAAACAAGAGUGCAAUUAAAUCUCCACUGUUGUUUGUUCACAUAGAGCCUAAAAUUAGCUAGCUGUCACUAUUAGCUAACGUUAGCACUUGUUCCAGCGGAUCUCUGCCAGACAAAAGUCAGUUAAAAGUGACUUUUCCCUUCAGUAUGCAGAUUAUCACGCUCUCCCCUCAAACCCCUCCUCUCCACGCCAAAACAGUGACAGAAAGUUGACACUGAAAAAAAAAAACUGACCAAGGGAGAAAAUGGUCACUGAAAAAAAGAGUGCCAUGAAGAAAAAAAUCAGAGCAUUGUCACUGAAAAACAUAAUGCAAAAAAUAUCUAAAUAAAAUGAAAUAAAUUUUAAUGUCAGUGAAAGUGUCAAUACAACUUUUUCCAGUACAAAUAUUUCAAUGCCAGUGUUAACUUUUUGAGUUCCGGUUUUAGUAAGUAUUUCUGAUUUUGUUUUCAAAGUCACUGUCCUGGCCCCAUAAUUCAUCAGUAGGCCAAAAGCUCAACCCUAUGGCUCAUUCACCAUUGUGUUACCUCCUUCGGAGAUAGAUAGAUAGUGAUUUAACAGACAUUUCGAGAUUAUCACUUUAAAUAAAACAGUAUAAA